AUGUCGACUGCUCCUCUGUCCUCGCGACAGCGUUCGGCCUCGCGGAGCUCAAACAAGUCGGCAAAUCUAAUUCCUCCGCCUGCCCCGAGCAUCACGCCAAAGCAGGACGACGUCGGCUUUGAACCGAGCGCUGCGACAGCUUCCUUCUUCCUCUACGCCCAAAGAAACGUAAUCCUCUGUCUCCACCAUGAUACAUUGGCAAUCGAGCGGAGAUUCACAGGUCACCGUGAAGACGUCGUGUGGAUAUAUGUUGACAACAUCAGUGAGAGAGGCGCCGGCCGCUUGGUCGUGAGCUACGAUACUGGAAACACAGCCAUCGUAUGGGACCUCUUGACUGGCGACGAAGUGGCCCGGUUCGCCUCCUAUGAGCAUAUCCGGGUGGCGGCAUGGAUGCGUAACGGCAACGUCGCAUUCGGCAAUUCACAAGGAAACGUUAUACUCUUUGAGCCCUCGACGUCAGAGCAUGUGUCCGCGCGAACUAUUUUCGACCCCAUCACUGCUUUGGCACCGGUCGCGGAUUGCCGUACAUUCGCUAUCGGAUACCUCAACGGAUCAAUCCUGAUUGCCACCCUUCAGCCCGCUUUUACCAUCCUGCACACACUAACCACGCCGAGAUCACCAUCACCCAUCAUAGGCCUGUCUUGGCACGGAUCAUCAUCUAGGCAGAAAUCGGAGAUGCUUGCGACCCAGACUCAGGAUGGAGAUUUACGAGUUUGGAGCGUUCCUAAAGCUCCGCAUGCAGGAGAUCCUCCAUGUGUAAUUCGCGUUCUCUGCAAAACCGAAGUUCGAGAAAGUGGUCCUGUUUGGUUCAACUGGUCAAAGACUGGGCGCAUUGUACAGUAUUCCGAAGGCCAAACAUACGCGUGGGAUGUCAGAACGAAAAGAGUCUCAUUUGACACUGUGCCUACCAUCCCUGAUAUAGUGGGAAUUACAAACUAUGGACCAACAGCAACGUUGUUUACGCUUGGUCGUAAUCAUACGGUACAACAAUAUGACAUUAAUCCGAACGGAACUCCCCAACUAGUACAGAAUGUACAGCAUGUUCCCGCAAAUACGCCUCCUUCUCCGCCCAACUCAAUAGAUGAGCUCAAGGCGCGUCAGCAGCAGCCGCCGAUUCCGCAGGACACCUCUUCAGAGCUGUCAAGCCAAUCGGAGACUUCGGGUGCAUCGGCCCCCUAUGGUGAUACCACGAGUAGUGAGAAUGAAGCUGGUACAAUGUCACCACUCCAAAGGAUAGCUCAAGAAAUGGAUCAGCUAGAAGAAGAGCGCCGUGAUCGUGUUGGGCCCCUUAGUCCAACCUCAAGCAGAGCGUCAAUGAGUUCAAGAUCGUCAGGUGGCGCUCGGAGGAGAUACAGGUAUGAUAAGCCUUCAUCGACGAGACUGUCGGCCACUUCGAGUGAAAGCACAGGAACAAUAUUUUCUGUAGGCUCUUCGAAGCGUUCUGGUCACGAGAGUAUAUCUAUCAGAUCUACCUCUUCAGCUGCCUCAUCUUCCGCGUAUAAACCUUCCUCGCUCCGGAGAGAAUACCAAAAGAUGCGGGAAGAGCCCCAAACUCAUGUUGAUCUCUUCCCAUUUGUGAAAGCACGCUUAUCGGAGGUACCAUACCAGACGCCUACCUACAGCUCUGAGAGAACAGUGGACGAAAUGAGACAGCAAAUGAUAUCUGUCGUCUUCGGCUGGGAUGACACGGUGGAGGCACUGAUUCGUGAUCAACUCGCACGUCACAAGGCCGGAUCCGCAAGUGCGAUUUUACUUUCCAAGUGGCUGGGUGACGAUGGCUCAGACAUCAUGGCAUCUAUGAUCGGUUCUGAAUCCAUGUCUUCUUCAGACUGGAUGCUACUAGCCCUAAGCGCUAUGGGUGCAGAUUCUCAGAAGAAGGUCGGUCAAGCUUUCACUCAGCGUCUCUUAGAGAAAGGGGAUAUCCAUCCAGCCGCUGCGAUCCUCCUUGGCCUUGGAGAACAGAACGAUGCAAUCGAGGUCUAUGUGUCUCGUAGGUACUACCUGGAAGCAGUUCUCUUGACAUGCCUCAUGUUUCCCAACGAUUGGCAACGACAAUCUUAUCUGGUUCGAAAAUGGGGUGAGGUCGCGGUUGCACAUAAGCAACCAGAGUUGGCAGUCCGCUGCUUUUCGUGCACAAGUUUGGAGUCAGCGGAACCAUGGUUCUCACCUGCCGCUCAAGAUGCUGUAUUUCAUGCACAGAAGGAGUCGGUGUUGGGAUCCCAGCUUAGCCCUCCUCUCUCACCACCGUCUGCAGGCAUGCCAAGCCGCAUGAAGAACUCGUCGCUUAAGCUUAUCACCAGCUUCAAUCCCGGCGGAGGCGCCGGACAGCGAUCUACAACUGAUGAGAUGACACCUAUGAACCUUGGUAUCACACCUAUCGCUGAAUCGGCCAUCUCUCCCGGAGGUGCCACACCAUGGGCUCGACAAGCUCGUGGCAUGAGAGAGCCGUCCUCCGCUCGCACUGCCACUCCCGGAUCGUACACCAGACGAAAGCGUUACCCGUCCCGUUCGGAUGUGGACAGAAGCACUUCUGUAGAGCCUACCCCAAUCGUGCCUCCAACGCGUCGACAAACCCCUCAGACAGCAAUUGAGAACCAGAAGGGAAUCGAAAUUGAGAUUCCAUUGCACAGGCGGAGCGCUUCAAGUAGCGCAAAGGAGCCAUUUCUAUUGAGUGCUGUUGCUUAUGAUCCCACCAAAUCUACGGCCAGUACUGGGACAUCGUUGCCAUCUCCUGCUGUCGGUGUGUUCACUGCUCUGCAGGAGUCGCGCUCCAGAAAUGGGUCUCGCAGCAGAAAGCCAGGCGAUUUGCACCUAGAUAUGGGUGACAUGGUGAUUAGGGAAGCUCAUCCCUCUUCAGUCCGAUCCAUCGCGAAUGAACCCAGCCCGCCACUUACUGGCCACAGCAUGGGAGGAAGUCUGAAAAGUGCCAAGAUCCGAAGCAUUGAUCAGUAUAUCAGCAGCUUAGAUGAGGCUAGUCAUCAUGCUCGACAGCAGCGGGCUGAAAGUCGGAAACGCGGUACGAGCCGUGAGCCAACCAGUCGCAGUCGACAAGCUUCCGAGUCCCGCGGACGAGCAGCAGGAGUCAAGUACAUCAAACCUGCGAAGAGGUCUCCAUCUUCUCCAGUGUCAAUGUCUCCUGACGACGCGCAUCUGUUCUCGUCGCAGGCUGAGACAUUCGAUGCUGAGCAGUAUUACAAGGUCACGUCACCAACAGAGUCGAAGAGUUCGAGAACUGGACGCGUGCGCAGUCGCAGCAAAGCUGCUGAUUCCAGCUCAGUUCGAGCGUCAUCGAAAAUGUCUAGGAAAGCCAGAUCGCCCGAUCGAAUCAAAGCAUCGAGUAGGACUGCAAGCCGUAACCGUAGUAGACAGCGUAGUACCGAUAGAGGGGCUCCUAGUGAUAUAAGGGGCCGAACGCUGAUCCUGGAAACCUCGCAUGCAAGAUCGCCCUCCUCGCCACUACCAAUGUCAUCUCAGGCACAAUUCUAUCGUGAAGAUGAAGAGGAUUUAAAGGACGGUGCAGUAGCGGACACCGAGAGACGACUACGGCAGCGAAGCAGAAGCCAACGACCUGGCGAGCGUGGUACCAGUUCGCGUAGAGAGAGAUCGCCAGACCGCCGAGUACCACGAGAGCGAUCCUCCAGCCGUCGGCCAGGCACAAGAGAGCAAAGUCGACGUCGUGAGACUGCCCCAACGUCGCCAGAUGGAAUACUUCCUCCUACGACGUUCAAGAACAGCAGCACUACUGCAUUGCCCAGGCUUACUACAGACUUCACUGUUGAUUCAUCAGUCCAAGCUAGGAAAGAGCAGGCUCAACGUGAGCUAGAAGAACGGCGUUUGUCUUUGGCACGCCGGCCAUCCGCUCCUGUGAUUCCUUUGCCAGGAGAUUUUGCAAGACCUAUCAUGGAGCGCGCGAACAGCAACAAUGAAUUUGGAAAUAGCCCAACCUCUGCUCUUCCAUCUUUCUCCUAUGCUGACCGGGUACCUCGAAGUCAAACAGCCGAACCAGAGUUUGCUGGUCGGUACAAAGGUCCUCCAAAGACUACAUUCGGCCACUCUACUCCAUCCACACCGAUAGGCCUUCCCGCAACUCCAAGGGCUAUGCGGCAUCCUCGUUACAUGAGUCAAGACCAGGACCGAGAUGUUCCAGAUGUACCCCAGAUCCCAAGCAAUAUGCAAAGAAGCCCUCUUGGAGAGCAGCCGCCUGCUGUACCCGGCGACGACCUGGCGCCACUCCUGCCUUCAACCACAUACGGUCAACCUGUGACAAAGCCGCCGUCUCGGACCUUGACUAUGUCUGCCCCUAUCGAAAAGAACAGUCCCACACAUGGCCACUACAGUGCACAAUUUGGCAAUCCCCAUUCACGCCGGAUCUCCAGUGGAGCUGCAGCGGCCAUUGCUAAUGCCAAUCGCAUUAGCCCAACCAUUCGAGCCAGCAUAGACGAGACCAUUAGCGGUGAUAAUCAAAUUAUUGUCAUUGAAGGUGGACCUACCACACCGCCAAUGCUUCCAGAGCUUCGCCAUCUCUCCACACCACCCCCUCCACCUCCACCGCCUAUGUUUCCAAACAGCAACUCGCCAUCAACACUUGGCUCGGGUGUGAUCAAUAUUGCUAUUGAUGAGAUGAAUGGGAAUGUGAUGCCUAUUUCGGAUAUCCCACCGCCACCGCCUCCAGUACUUCAAGCUCCCGUCACAACCACGUCCCCUGUCAAUGGUCACCGACGUGGUCGUGGCAGUGUCAGUGAAAGCAUCGGCAGUCGACUUCGAGGAGUGACUGAACGUAUGCGCAGUGCCUCGCGCUCGCAGAACAAGUCGCCUCCUGUCGACCCUCAUCACCAUUCUCCCUACGAGAGCAUCCCACCCAUGGAUCUCCACCGGCGGGGCAGCGUUUCCCAUGGGAAGAGCUCCUCCUCUGAGAGUAUCAGCGACAUACAGCCACUCCUCCCUGCAUUCUCACACGGUCAGUCUCUGGAACAGCAACAGCCCUCCAUUGGCUACGUCAGAGGGCCAAAAGAGAUUCGAGCCAACAUGCCUCCUGACUACCUUCAAUGGGGCGCUGCUCCCCCGAAUAUGAUCUGA
Molecule: messenger RNA, 5076 nt
Organism: Pseudovirgaria hyperparasitica
Lineage: Eukaryota; Fungi; Ascomycota; Dothideomycetes; Acrospermales; Acrospermaceae
Exons: 5
Coding region: 1-5076 (1691 amino acids)
Biological process (GO): positive regulation of transcription by RNA polymerase II
Cellular component (GO): nucleus
Molecular function (GO): transcription factor binding
Source: RefSeq, a predicted model, not a curated record